UCCCCCCCUCCAAGGAUCCAAUUCGACCGUGCACAAUGGCUUGCCGUCUCAUCCUGUCCGUGGCAAUCGUCGCCGUCGCGCUGCUCGUUCGCCGCUCUGCGGGGUACCCAUGGGCGUUGUGCGACGAUGGCACGGGCAGCAACUUCCCGGCCAGGAGGAGCACCUACCUUGCCAACAUCAACCUCGUCGCCGCCACCCUGCCCCGCAACGCCUCCGCGUCGCCGGACCUGUUCGCCACCGCCGACUACAUCGGCGCCGCCCCGAAUCAGGUCUCGGCCCUCGCGCUCUGCCGCGGCGAUGCCACCCCUUCCUCCUGCCUUAGCUGCCUCACCCAGGCCUUUCGCGACCUGCCCAACACGUGCGCCUACAACAGGGUCGCCACCAUCUUCUACGACUCGUGCUUGCUCAGCUACUCGAAUGCCAGCAUCUUCCCCAGCGACUUCUCCGCAAAGAUUCCGGCGUACGGGAACAGGGACAGCGGUAGCGUCAUGACGGAGGCGGCCCAGUUCAACCGCGUCAUGGCGACGCUGGUGAACGCCACGGCGGACUACGCGGCGUACAACUCCACGCGGCGCUACGCCUCCGGGGAGGCCGACUUCAACCAGGAGUUCCCCAAGCUGUACAGCUGGGCGCAGUGCACGCCGGACCUGACGCCGGCGAGGUGCCGGAGGUGCCUCGCCCAGAUCACCGGGAGAUAUAUUCCGCAAUUGGAGAACUACACCGGAGGAUUUGUCCGUGCAGUCAGGUGCAGCUUCCAGUACAGUACCUCGCCCUUCCUCGAUGGUCCAAUGCUGGUACAGCUACCAGGAUCGCCACCGCCGGCGCAGGCACCCGCGGCGGUGUAUCCCACCAUUAAUGCGGCGCAGUCGUCCGAAAGAGAAACUAUGAGAAAAAUUGCGGUGGCUACAGUUGCUGCAGUGCUGACCAUUAGUGCAACAUGUUUUUAUGCUUGGAGAAAGGCCAAAAGAACAUCAGCAAAAGCGCUCCAAUCGUACCCAACCAGUGCCGAUGACAUCCAGAAUAUAUGCUCUCUCCAUCUUGAUCUAUCAGUACUACGUGUUGCUACAGAUGACUUUGCUGAGCACAAUAAACUUGGUGAAGGAGGCUUUGGCGUUGUUUACAAGGGAAUUCUACCGGAAGGCCAACGGAUAGCAGUCAAGAGGCUCUCACAGACUUCCAGACAAGGAAUUGCAGAGCUGAAAACAGAGAUCCUUUUAGUUGCUAAGGUGAACCACAAGAAUCUUGCGAGGCUGGUUGGUUUUUGCCUCGAAAGUCACGACAAAUUACUCGUGUAUGAAUACAUGUCAAAUAGAAGCCUCGACACCAUUCUUUUUGAUUCUACGAAAAAGAAGGAGCUAGACUGGGGGAAGAGACUCAAAAUCAUAGAUGGGAUUGCUAGAGGUUUACAGUAUCUUCACGAAGAAUCUCAAAUGAAGAUAGUUCAUCGCGACCUCAAGGCAAGCAACAUUCUUUUGGACUCUGCCUAUAAUCCCAAGAUAUCCGACUUCGGUUUAGCAAAGAUAUUUGCAGGGGAUCAAUCACACAUUGUUACGUAUUGCAUUGUUGGAACAUACGGAUACAUGUCACCAGAAUACGCAAUGCAUGGGAAGUAUUCUAUCAAGUCUGACGUAUUCAGCUUCGGUGUGUUGGUCUUGGAGAUUGUCACUGGAAGAAGGAACUGGGAUUUCUGUGACUCCGAGCAAGACGCCGAUCUGAUAAAUGACGUAUGGGAGCACUGGACAAGGGAAAAAGCCAUUGAGUUGAUUGAUCCAUCCUUGACCAACGAUUGCCCCAUUGACCAGUUACUGAAGUGCAUUCACAUCGGGCUACUGUGUGUUCAGCAAAAACCUUCAGAUAGGCCGGUGAUGUCAGCAGUAAAUUUCAUGCUUAGCAGCAAAACUGUCGACCGAUUACCUUCUGUAUCUAGGCCAGCUUUUUGCAGACAGCAAACUUCUGCCAACUCAAUAAAAGUAUCAUCAAAUGGACUGGCAGGCCAGAACUCAAACCCUGAAGUAAUUGGUUGACAUUUUUAUUUAGGUUGGUCCUGGUUGGACCCUAGGUCUCUUGGGGCCACUGUUUAGAG
Molecule: messenger RNA, 2083 nt
Organism: Oryza brachyantha (malo sina)
Lineage: Eukaryota; Viridiplantae; Streptophyta; Magnoliopsida; Poales; Poaceae
Product: cysteine-rich receptor-like protein kinase 6
Exons: 8
Coding region: 36-2024 (662 amino acids)
Biological process (GO): protein phosphorylation
Molecular function (GO): protein kinase activity; ATP binding
Source: RefSeq, a predicted model, not a curated record